This is a messenger RNA of Rhododendron vialii, 2219 nucleotides long. Its product is annotated as scarecrow-like protein 3. NCBI's taxonomy places the organism in Eukaryota, Viridiplantae, Streptophyta, Magnoliopsida, Ericales, Ericaceae. Gene Ontology annotation, cellular component: nucleus. Gene Ontology annotation, molecular function: sequence-specific DNA binding; DNA-binding transcription factor activity. The coding region runs from base 645 to 2063 and encodes 472 amino acids. The transcript is spliced from 2 exons. The record is from RefSeq and is a predicted model, not a curated record. Gene Ontology annotation, biological process: regulation of DNA-templated transcription.
UCUCCACCUCCUUGUCUCUUGGUCCUAAUGUCAGAAGAAAGCACCAAGUGGAUGGUCUAUGCCUUCGAAAACAAGACAAAUUUGCUGUUUUGGAGACACCUGGGAGCCUUCCCUUGCUAUCCAACAAUCAAGGUUUGUUUUGUUGAUACAUUCUUGUCAUUUAGCUGCGCUGGAGAAUAAAACUAAAACUUGGCCAGCUCUUAUUCCCAUCCACUUGGCACAAAGACAAAAUCAUUUUUCACAGGGAGGCUCUUUCUUUUCACAAAUUCCAUAUUCCUCUGAUCCCCCCAAUGGACAACAAAUCAAUGUGGACAAAAACCAAACACCACCUCGAUUUGUCACCAGAGCAGCCAUCGAAAAGUCCUUCAAGACAAAGGAACCUUUAAUUCCAAUUGACCCUUUCCAAAAAACAAAAAACCAACAAGCAGAGAAACCCUAUUCACAACACUUCCUCAAAUAAGGAGAGUAUCUGAGAGCAAAAGCCUGGACAUUUGCCUAUGGGUUUUUCCGGGUUUUUGAUCAGUUAGAGAACCCAUUAAGGAAAUUAAAUUUCGGGGUGUUUUUUCGUUGCUUACUCAAGCCGUUCACUUCUGAAACUCCAACUGAUCCCACUUUUUUGGCACCAAGAGUCCAAUCUCUCUGUUAUGGCAGGAAUGGUUCAAGAGGAGGAAUCAUCGUCUGUAACUUCGUCUCCCCUACAGCUGUUUUCCCUGAUGUCACUUUCGCCAGGUUUAGGUUCUCCAUAUCCCUGGCUCAGGGAGUUGAAAUCCGAGGAGAGAGGUUUAUGCCUCAUCCAGCUUCUGGUCGCCUGUGCUAACCAAGUUGCUGCCGGUAGUAUUGAGAAUGCCAAUAUUGGCCUUGAACACAUUUCCUAUCUCGCCUCACCCGAUGGAGACACAAUGCAGAGAAUUGCUGCUUACUUCACAGAAGCACUUGCCAAUAGAAUGCUCAAAGGUUGGCCUGGUUUACAUAAGGCCCUUAAUUCGACAAAAAUAUCGUCUGUCUCUGAAGAAAUCCUUGUUCAGAGAUUGUUUUUUGAACUAUGCCCCUUUUUAAGGCUCUCGUAUGUGAUCACAAAUUUGGCAAUUAUCGAAGCCAUGGAAGGGGAAAAAAUGGUCCAUAUUAUUGAUCUCCAUUCCUCUGAGCCUGCUCAGUGGAUUGAUCUUCUUCAAGCAUUAAGUGCUCGUCCUGAGGGCCCGCCUCACUUGAGAAUUACAGGUAUUCAUGAACAAAAAGAGGUGUUGGAACUAAUGGCUCAUCAGUUGAAUCAAGAGGCGGAAAAGUUGGACAUUGGAUUUCAAUUCAGUCCUAUAGUUAGUAAGUUGGAGAAUCUUGAUAUUGAAAGUCUGCGUGUUAAGACAGGAGAAGCUCUUGCAAUCAGCUCUGUGCUUCAGUUGCAUUCCCUCUUGGCAUUUGAUGAUGGGAUGUUAAGAAGGAACUCCCCAUCGGCAUUAAAGAGUUUGAAUCCAAUUCACUUGCAAAUGAAUCCACUCACUUAUGGAGAUUUUCUUGAAAAAGAUGUUAAUUUCUAUAGCCAAUGUCCAGAUUCAGCAUCAUCAUCCUCGCCAGUGUCUUUUGCCUCUUCUGCAAAAAUGGGAAGCUUUCUAAAUGCCCUUAGGGGCCUUUCGCCAAAGCUGAUGGUGGUGACUGAGCAAGAAUCAAACCAUAACACUCAGAGUCUUAUGGAGAGAGUCACAGAGGCAUUGAACUUUUACGCAGCCUUAUUUGAUUGCUUGGAAUCAACCAUGUCAAGGGCAUCAAUGGAACGCCAAAAGGUGGAGAAAAUGCUUUUCGGAGAGCAAAUAAAGAACAUCAUAGCAUGUGAGGGACUUGAAAGAAAAGAGAGACACGAAAAACUUGAGAAAUGGAUUCCGAGGCUAGAGUUGGCUGGAUUUGGGAGAGUCCCUUUGAGCUACCAUGCGAUGUUACAGGCGACUAGGUUGUUGCAGAGCUAUGGGUAUGAUGGGUAUAAGAUAAAAGAGGAGAAAGGGUGUUUGGUUAUAUGUUGGCAAAAUACACCCCUUUUUUCGAUAUCAGCAUGGACGUUUAGAAGGUAUAUCUAAAACCAUUGAUCAUGCUGGAAACCGGUUUUUCCUGUUGUAUGUAUAAAGGACCUUAACUUUCUUUGCCUACCGCUGCUAGUGCGAAGUGUUCUCCGGACAGGUUUAAGAAGGGUUUUGUAAUGUGUUUUGUAUGCUUAAUCUUCAGUUUUUUCGCAA